AUGGGCAACUAUGUUGAUAGAGAAUUGGAACAUAAUGAACAAAUAUAUCAUCAUCCUCAUCAUGGAAGUGAACUAAGUCCAUUUUAUUGUGCAUGUCGUAGUGGUGAUGUAGCAACUGUUCAAUCAAUGUUACGUACUAUAUCCUACAAGGAUUUAAAUCGAUUGGAACUAAAUGGUAGUACUCCACUUCAUGCAGCUUCAUCUAAUGGCCACAAAGAAAUUGUUCGUCUUUUAUUACAUGAACGUGGUUGUGAUCGAUCACAACGAAAUCGUUAUGGUCAAACAGCGUAUGAAGUAGCAAAAACUGAUGAAAUUCGAGAACUGUUUCAUCGACCAUUAAAUAUUAAUCGAUUUUGUAAUAUUAAUGAACAAAACAAUACUCAACAAACAUUUUCUAUUGUUUCUUCUCAAUGGGAACAAAUAAACGAUAAUGAUAAUGAUCAACCAAUACCUUUAAAAUGGAUUAAACUUUUGCAAAAUGACGAUGAAAUAUAUAAAGAAAUUCACUAUCUUGGUAAAGGUAAACGUUUACUUCAAUCAAAAUUUGGACGAUGUAUUGUUGGCCAAGGUGCAAAACAUUACAGAAAUAAAGAACUUAAAGGUUAUGAAAAUUUAAUUAGAUAUAUGACUGAUCGAUCGUAUUGUAUUAAUAAAAUUCGUAAAAUUCUUGAUAAUACAGUAUCAAAAGAACAUAAUCAAUAUGAUAGAUGCUGUGAUCUAUUAUCAAAAUAUUCUCAAGAUGGAAACGUUGAAUCUUUAUUAAGACUUUAUUCACUUGAAACACCAUUUUAUCAAGCAUUACGUCAUGAUAUAGGACCAUUAAAAUGGCCAUUAUGUUUAAAUCUUUCAAAUUUAAAACAUCGAUAUUUUCAAGGUCAAUGUUAUCGUGGCGUAAUAAUGACAAGAGAUGAUUUACAAUCAUAUCAUGCAGCACUUAGUAAUAAAGGAAGUUUUAUACGAACAAAUCCUUUUUGA
Messenger RNA from Rotaria sp. Silwood1, 975 nucleotides. The record is from the annotation of a GenBank genome assembly. Lineage: Eukaryota; Metazoa; Rotifera; Eurotatoria; Philodinida; Philodinidae.